Pseudozyma hubeiensis SY62 is the source of this 3618-nucleotide messenger RNA. RefSeq lists its product as hypothetical. Gene Ontology annotation, biological process: regulation of cell cycle; negative regulation of TOR signaling. Gene Ontology annotation, cellular component: TSC1-TSC2 complex. The transcript has a single exon. Lineage: Eukaryota; Fungi; Basidiomycota; Ustilaginomycetes; Ustilaginales; Ustilaginaceae. The record is from RefSeq and is a predicted model, not a curated record. The coding region runs from base 1 to 3618 and encodes 1205 amino acids.
AUGCCGCCUCCUUCCUUCUCCCAUCAGACUGCUGUGGUCUUGCCCCGAGCUAUCCAGUCGUGGCUCAAGGACAUCAUACAAAAGAUCCGUUCGACCCUUUUGGCGACCGACGAGGCCAAACGGCACUCCAUCCUCAGCAGCAUCGAGUCAGCCGUCGCGGAACAGGCUCAGACCCUACAGACCGCAGCCCAAGCCGACGAAGCGAACCAUCCGCCCGCAGCAGGCCCGUCUCCUUCCGCUCAGAUCCGGUCACAGAUCUCGGUGCGUAUCAACGAUGCCAUUCAGACUCUGCUCCAAUCCGAGCUCGAGACGCAGCAGCACGACAAGCUCCCGGCUUUGGUCGACGUGCUCUUCGUUACCAUGCCCUUGCUUGGACCCAUGUCCAUCGUGAUGGAAUGGUGGGAUCUCGUUCUCUGUCCUCUGCUCAAGAAUGCUUCCGUACAGAACAUCACCGCCAACCGCGCUCGCGAGCUCGUAGUCCGUGCCAUGGUCGCUGCUCCGACCACUGCCUACGAGGACGAGCCUUCUCCCGUCCCAGUCUGGCCUGCUGCUCCGCCCGCCGAGCCCUCUGCCGAAUCGCCAGCAUCUGGCACAAGUCCACGUCGGGCCCGCGCCGCACCGUAUCCCAUGUCAGCCGCCGCCCCAAUAGCCUUGUCCUCGUCUUCCUCGCCUUCUCGGCAGCAGCCACGCAGCUCCUCUGCCAACGCGGCUUCUGUUCCCGGCAGUCGCUCCGCAUCCAUAGGAUCACGUCAGGACACCUUUCGUCGCUUCACCCAACGCAUCCUCGACCUCUACCUCGCCGAGGCAGCACAGCAAAGUCAUCCCAUCGCUGCAGACGACGCAGGCUAUAGGGAUCAGAGGCGCUCGAGCGCUCCGGACGCCUACAAGCCUGGCACCACAGGCCAUGAGCACGGCGUCGCGAGAGAUCUCAGUCAAAGCCUGCUCAUUCGCGACCCUGGCGCAAUCGUCUGGAAGGGCAACCUCGAAUCCAUCCUUCUCGUCUAUAGCAACGAAAGACCCAAGGAAUUUUUCCACCACAUCGCCGAGUCGUUCAACGAUCCAGCUGCUCGUGUUCCGCUCCUCUUCCUGCUCUCCACCUUCUUGCGCCUAUAUCCCAUCCACGCCUACCACAUCACUUCGACGGCGCUCCCACGCAUGCUCAUCCUCUCGCUUCAGCUCGACACCUCGACCACCUGCGUCUCCAUCGGCGUCACUGCCUUCAUCAUGCUCAUUCCCCACAUUCCCAAUUGGAUCGCCAACGGGGGUGCGGGUGGACUACCCACACUCCUCAGCAUCUUUGCGCGCAUCGUCGACUGGAGACGUCUGGGUCACGGCUGGGAGAGCCGCGUCGGUGACGAUCCCGAGUUGCAAGAAAUCCGCCGAGAGAAGGACGAAGAAUUCACCGAGAUCGAUCGUCUGAGCAAGCGCCUCAACAUCAAGCCCUCUUUGCGGUGGAACCGCCUCGAAUCGUCGUUCGACACCACCAUGUCGACGCCACCCAACGCGGAGCAUCUGUUCACCUUCGUCUACGGUCUUUUCCCGUGCAACGUCAUUCGCUUCUUGCGUUCGCCCAUCGAUUAUCUGCGCAAAGCAUCGUUUGAGAGCCCCUUCGAAGGGCCUUGGGAGGACAUGAUAGACGAGGUCGCCGUUCAGAGUCGCUCGGAUCCCAUCCUCCGUCGACACACCAUCCAUCCCGCCAUCAUCACCAUGGACGCAGAGACCGAGUUGACCGACAAGCAGCGCUGGUUGGAUCACGAUUCGGCCGACAUCAACGCCGAAUGUCUCGGCCUGUUUUUGGGCAAGUGGCACGACGUCAACUCUUCGCACAUUGUGCAGGCCGAGCGACAGCGAGGUGGCUCUUUCGGCCACUAUGAGGGCCACGACGACGAGACCGCUUCCGUGUUUUCAUCCGAAGCCAGGCUUGGUGGCUUCGACAUGGGACGACGACGCAGCGCUGCAGCUCUGUUGCAUCCUUCUUCGCCUGGCGGAUCGGCGUCCCGACAGUUUCAGAGACUGCCUCAUUCGGUCAAUCCCGACGACAUCUUGCUCACGUACGCAUCGCUGCGAUCGGGAGCACCGCUCAUGCCCUCUACGACGGCAGCUGAGGCUGCGAGCAUCAGCGCAUCCACACCGUUGGGCUUUGGGUCCACGACGCAGCCCAUGGGGGCUGCUGCGCAACGACUAGAUGAGGCGACGGCACCGGUACAUGGAAGAGCAGCAGGCGGUAUGACGGCGAGUGGCACGCUGUCGAGGUUGCUUCCGGCUGCUAGCGCUGCAGCGGCGGCGACGCCUGCCAUUGUGACGGCGAUGGGCAGCUCUAGUGCUUCGCACGUGCCAUCAUCCAUGCCGGCGUCUCCGGCCACGCAUGCUUCGCUUGCUCGCGUACGCUCGCGUUCCGGCUCGCUGUCGUCGUUGCAGUCCAAUCACAACUCGACGAGCCCUGCAACGCCGCUCUCGCCCACGUCGACCGGAAGGCAUCCUUUGGCAUCGAGCCACCUGCCCCUCGAUCCAACGUCGACGCCUCAACCAGCAUCCAGCGAACGAGCUUUCCGGGCGAUCCCGUCGUAUGACACGACCAUGUCCACCGCGGCCGCUAGCAGUCUUGGCAGCGAUGCAUCCAACAUGUCGUUCCUUCAACGUGAGAACCUGUUGCUCCGCAACGAACUCAACUUCGAGCUCUACCUCAAAGAGCAGCAUCUGCGACAUAUUGGACGACUCCACCGUGAAAAGGUGACGGACACGGCGCUCGAAGCGGAACGACAGAACCUCUAUCAUACCGUGCGUACGCUUCGCUCGUCGAACGCGGCGCAGCAUUCGGAAUUGGAAAGGUGCCGUGCGGAAGCGUCUGCCACCAAGACACGCCACGUUCAGUGGGAGGCGGAUCUGAACAACAAACUGAAAGCGUAUCGAGAGGAACGCAAAGCUUGGACUUCGGAAGCCAGGCAGCUCAAAGCGCAAGCCGAGGAGAACGCAGCUCAGAUUGUGAGUCUGACACGACAGCUGGAGGAAUCGGGUUCAGCGCUGUUCGAGUUGCAGACGAAACACGAGAGCGACCAGCCCAAGCUGGCCAAGUUGGAGCAGUACGAGAAGAAGAUCGCACAAUUGACAGAGUGCUUAGCGUACUGGGAUGCCGACGUGUUGAAGUACGAGAGGCAGAGGGGCGAGAUGGAGAAGCUGCUGGGAAGGUGGGAUGAGAUGGUGUAUCUGGUCGAGGCUACGGAGAAGAGUUUGGGCGAGCUGGAGGCCAAGUGUGAGAUGUUGGAGGGCGAGAAGGAGAGGUUGACGGAGGAGUUGAAAGCAGAGGUGGAGAGGGGCAAGGCGCUCAAAGGGGACAAGAAGCGGCUGGUAGAGGAGGGAGUGGAGCGGCUGAAGAGCGUGGAGGAGGAGAGAGAGGUCGUGAGACGGGAGAAGGAAGAAUUGAGAGGGAGGUGCGAGACGUUGGAGGCGGAGCUGCUCGAGUUGAAGGCCAAGUUGGAGCAAGUGAUGGUCGGACGAAGCAAUGCGGAUCAAACGAAUGGAAUGCAUGGAAGCGCAGACGGUCCACUGGGCAGCGAGACGCUCGGCGUGGACAAUGCAGACGAGGAUAGAGAUGUACCUCCCCUCGCCCAAGAAAAGUGA